Perognathus longimembris pacificus (Pacific pocket mouse) is the source of this 1240-nucleotide messenger RNA. RefSeq names its product transcription factor 15 (gene Tcf15). The transcript is spliced from 2 exons. NCBI's taxonomy places the organism in Eukaryota, Metazoa, Chordata, Mammalia, Rodentia, Heteromyidae. Gene Ontology annotation, molecular function: DNA-binding transcription factor activity, RNA polymerase II-specific; RNA polymerase II transcription regulatory region sequence-specific DNA binding; protein dimerization activity. The record is from RefSeq and is a predicted model, not a curated record. Bases 64 to 663 code for a protein of 199 amino acids. Gene Ontology annotation, biological process: regulation of transcription by RNA polymerase II; developmental process.
CACCGCGGCCGUGGUCUACGCUGGGUGACCCGGCGCUUGGAGUGGGAGACGCAGCCCCGUGCCAUGGCGUUCGCGCUGCUGCGCCCCGUGGGCGCUCACGUGCUGUACCCCGACGUGCGGCUGCUGAGCGAGGACGAGGAGAACCGCAGCGAGAGCGACGCUUCGGACCAGUCGUUCGGCUGUUGCGAAGGCCUGGAGGCGGCGCGGCGCGGCCCGGGGCCCGGGGGCGGGCGGCGAGCGAGCGGUGGCGCGGGUCCUGUGGUGGUGGUGCGACAGCGACAGGCGGCCAACGCGCGGGAGCGGGACCGCACGCAGAGCGUGAACACGGCCUUCACCGCGCUGCGCACGCUCAUCCCCACCGAGCCGGUGGACCGCAAGCUCUCCAAGAUCGAGACGCUGCGCCUGGCGUCCAGCUACAUCGCGCACCUGGCCAACGUGCUGCUCCUGGGGGACGCGGCCGACGACGGGCAGCCGUGCUUCCGCGCGGCGGGCAGCGCCAAGAGCGCCGUCCCCGCCGCCGCCGCCGCCGCCGACGGUCGCCAGCCGCGCUCCAUCUGCACCUUCUGCCUCAGCAACCAGCGCAAGGGGGGUGGCCGUCGAGACCUGGGGGGCAGCUGCUUGAAAGUCAGGGGAGUGGCCCCCCUUCGAGGGCCACGGAGAUGAGCCUGGGCCCCUACAGCAUUUGCUCCAAGCAAGACCCCAGAGAAAGAGGCCAGGAGCUGCACAGGGGAGAAGACCCCAGAAGCCAAGCCACCCCUUCUUUGCCUAAGCACCAGGGACAAUGGCCUGGGCCUGGGACCCUGUAGGCAGAGUCCCUGGGACGUCUCCACCCCACCAUGGAGAGCCCUGAGGACCCAUCUAGCCCACCAAGGUCAGGCUGGUCAGAGGCAAGAAAGAACUUUUGGAAAACCAAAAACUGUUGGUGACAGAAGUGUGUGUGUGUGUGUGUGUGUGUGUGUGUGUGUGUGUGUGUACAUGAGGUAUAUGUAUAUGAGAGAGAAUUGGUGGGUUUAAAAUAAAAGUAUUUUUAAAUAAAAGGUGUCUCUCCCCUCCCAGCUGAGGAAGGGGAGGACUGAUGGACGUGAGUGAGAUCAGAGGCAGAUCUGCCUGGGACUAGGCAGAGGCCCGGCCAGGCAUGCCCCUGGCUGGAGGCUGCUGAGCCCUGGGGCGGGGGCUGGAGCAGGCCAGUGGCUCGUGUGGAAGUGGAGCACACCAGCCUCCCUCACUGCUUGCCAAUCAU